UAGCACUAACUGCGGAGUCUGCAUUUGCCGAGGCCUGCAUCUGAAAAUGUGACUGUCCGGUAUCCUCCAUUUCUCCCCAGGCCUCCAGGCUUCACAGCCCCGUUUUUCCCGCCCAGAGAGGGGCCCGCGCGCUGGGGGCAAAGUGCUCGGCCCACCCGGUGUAUGUUCGGAGCGUCACCCACCUCAAGCCCUCUUCUCUCCUCCGAAGGCCUUCCCUCCCGGAACGCUGAAAUUGCACCUUCUCGGCCUCGCGGAAUUCGGACUUCCGCCAUCCUCACCCCACUUCAUGUGGCUCUUGGAGAAAGCCGGCUACAGGCUGGGGGCCCCGGAGUCCGGGCCCCGAUGGGCGCCGUCCAACCUGCUCCCCAAGCGCCGAGCCCGGGGCCCGCCCGCGCGCGCCUGUCCUAACGUCCUCACCCCCGACCGCAUUCCGCAGUUCUGCAUCCCGCCCCGGCUCCCAGACCCCGGCGGCGCCCAGCCCCCGGCUGGGCGCGGCCUCCCCGCGGCCUGUUCGCUGCCGCACCUGGCGGGCCGCGAAGGCUGGGCCUUCCUGCCUGAGAGCCCGCACACUCGCCGGCGCGAGUCCCUGUUCCACCCGCCUCCCCCCCCCGCCGCCAGGGGGCUGUCCCCGGCGCACGCCCCGCUGCACGUAUCCGCCCCGGACCUGCGCCUCUGCCGGGCCCCCGACAGCGACACGGCCUCGUCGCCCGAGUCGUCGCCCUUGGGCUCGCCGCGGCCAGACCCCGGCCGGCCCCGGCCGCGCUCGGCGGCCCCGGAGGAGGCGAGCUCCGCCCGCACUAGCCCGCACGCGCCGCGCCGCGUGGGGCCGCCGCUCUUCCACCCGGACUUCCCGUGCUGCCGGCUGCGGCCCACCAAGGAGAGCGUGCUGCGCCUCGCGCCCCGAGGCGGCCAGCUGCGGCUCUCCGCCGAGUACCUGGCCGGGCCCGGGCGGCUGCGCCUGCGCCUGGUGAGCGCCGAGGGCCUGCCGCGGUCGCGGGCCGGGCCCGGGAGCGGCGGCGGCGGCUGUUGCGUGGUGCUGAGGCUGUGGCCGCGCGUCCGGCCGCGGGGCCAACGGAGCCGCGUGGUCAAGUGCAGCGCCAACCCCAUCUUCAACGAGGACUUCUUCUUCGACGGGCUGGGGCCGCCAGACCUGGUGGCCCGCAGUCUGAGGGCCAAGGUGCUAGACCGGGGCGCGGGCUUCCGCCGAGAUAUCCUGCUGGGAGAGUGUGAGACGCCUCUUAUGGCCCUGCUGCCCCCCUUGGGUGGGGAGCUGGGUCCAGGGGCCUCCCUGGCACCUGGCCAUCUCAGUCCAUAGGCUGAGAACCUGUCUUUUCCUCAGGAGGCCUCCACUCGAUCUGCAGUAUUCGUUCUUUUCAG
Messenger RNA from Lynx canadensis (Canada lynx), 1377 nucleotides. RefSeq names its product C2 calcium dependent domain containing 4D (gene C2CD4D). The transcript has a single exon. The coding region runs from base 287 to 1315 and encodes 342 amino acids. NCBI's taxonomy places the organism in Eukaryota, Metazoa, Chordata, Mammalia, Carnivora, Felidae. The record is from RefSeq and is a predicted model, not a curated record.